This is a messenger RNA of Drosophila innubila, 909 nucleotides long. RefSeq names its product serine protease 1-like. Gene Ontology annotation, molecular function: serine-type endopeptidase activity. The record is from RefSeq and is a predicted model, not a curated record. Lineage: Eukaryota; Metazoa; Arthropoda; Insecta; Diptera; Drosophilidae. Bases 24 to 851 code for a protein of 275 amino acids. The transcript is spliced from 2 exons. Gene Ontology annotation, biological process: proteolysis.
UAUAGUCUUCAGAGGAAUCAAACAUGAAGGUACUCGUUGUAUUUGCUCUGGCUUUGGCCUACGCCUCGGCAUCCGCUCUGCGAGCUCCAGAGGAGGUUGAGCUGCGUAAUGUGUAUAUGCCAGUUUUGGAUGGCCCCGAUGGUCGUAUUACCAACGGUCACGAUGCCAAGGAAGGUCAGUUCCCCUAUCAGGUUGGACUAUCCCUGCAUAUUGGAAAGGGUUCUGCCUGGUGUGGUGGAUCUCUGCUCAAUAACGAAUGGGUUUUGACUGCCGCUCACUGCACAGAUGGUGUCGACGCUGUCACCGUUCAAUUGGGAGGAACUGUUCGUGCACGCCCACACGUUAAGCACACCGUCAACAAGGAUAAAAUCAUCAUCCAUCAUGGCUGGAACAGCAGGACUUUGUUGAAUGACAUCUCGCUCGUCCGCAUUCCACGUGUGGAAUACACCCACGACAUUCGCCCUGUUGAGCUGCCCAAGAUUGAAUCCCACUACUCCACCUUCUCUGGUGAUGAGGCUAUUGCUUCCGGCUGGGGCCGCACCUCGGACUCCUCCAACGCUGUUGCUUCCCAUCUGCAGUACGCUCACCUUAAGAUCAUCUCAAACGCCGACUGCCAGCGCACUUUUGGCCUUACCAUCCGUUCAUCCAAUGUCUGUGUGUCCACCUCAGAUUCUGUCUCCACAUGCAACGGCGACUCUGGUGGCCCAUUGGUCCUUGAGUCCAACAAGGUGCAAAUCGGUCUGACCUCCUUCGGUUCCGCUGCCGGUUGCGAGAAGAAGUCCCCAGCUGCCUUCACCCGUGUCACCAGCUACCUGGACUGGAUCAAGGAGCACACUGGCGUCCACCACUAAACUAAUGCGCAAUAUUAAUGCGCGUGGAAUUUCAUUAAAUAAAAUCAUCUAAAAAUGA